CUUAAUGUAAUUGUCUGUGGUGGCAUGUGUUCAUUGCAUGAGGUUAGAAAAUCGGCAGUUCUGUCACAUGGGUUUGUGUAAAAUGAGUUAUUUUUCUGUUAUUGAGCUAAGAGACACGAAAAGAGUGUGUCCCUGUCAAGCUGAAAGCAAGAGUCUAGUGUCUGCAAACGUGAAGUAAAAAAUAUUAAGAUUAGUAUAGAGUAUUAUGCGGCUCACCUCCCCACUUAAUCAACCCUAACCUCCAUUCAACAACAAUUUUUGCAGAAGCUAAUAAGUAUUUGUUCCCAUAGACAAGAGUAUGGAAAGUCAAUGAGAAUUUUGAGUACUUUAUUACAAACAAUGGCUGGAUGUGUGAGUCAUUUAUCAAGAUUACAGAGAAGAAUAUACCAUGUUUUGAUAUGUGGAUCAGUGGUUCCAUUUUUCAUGCGAACACAACAUUUAUUUAUAACACGUAGCUAUACACCUUGUAUAAAGCUACAUGGACGGAAAUAUUUGCCCAUAAGCCAGACAUUUGUAUCGGGCCAACAAAUUUGUUGUGGUCAGAUUCAGAAUUUGCAUUAUGUGUCCCAUAAAACAAAUGUAAAUGUUAUUCAAGAGGGAGAAACAGAGGAAUUAAAAAGCAAAUUGAAUUCCGUUAGCAAUAAGAUAAUAUUUAAUUCGGUUUUAGAAUUUUCAAAAUUUGAAGGAGACUGGAAAAAGCGAAGAGUUUUGAAAGACAGACAAGAAAAGCUUAAAGUUUCAAAAAUAAAUAAGAAAGAUCGUUGGAGCAAUAUACCUGUUGCCUUGAAAUACAUAACAGAUACACCAGAAAUACAUGCAACAAAUAAAAAUGAAAUAAAAAGUUCUGAGUCAGAAAAUGAAAUUGUAUGCCUUCCAUAUAGCAUUGAGACAGAAUUGAAUACUCUUAUCAGUGCUGAAGUUCAACAGCAAGGAAUGAAAGAGAGUAUCGAUCUUCCAGAUCAACAGAUGUUUAAAUCUGAACUUGAUAGUUCAAAUUGGACUGAAUUUUCUACAACAGUGUCGAACAGUGGUGUUUCAAGUUGGAUGUCAGAUUAUGAAUGUUAUGAUGAGAAUGGAAAUGUGUUUAAGAAUACAAAACCGUGGGAGAUGAAUUAUGGAACACCAGAUAUAACGACUCCCAUUAGUGAUGUUCCAUGUGGAGGUUGUGGUGCUAUGCUUCAUUGUCAGGACACAGCUAUUCCAGGAUACCUUCCCAGUGAACUGUUUAAGCAACAGGAUAAGGCCUCGCUUCGUGCAGUUGUCUGUCAACGCUGUCACUUAAUGCGUUUCUAUGACGUUGCUUUGAAUGUGAUUGUUUCUCCAGAUGACUAUCCAAAAUUGAUGACACAUUUGAAGCAGAAAGUAUCCUUGAUAAUUCUGAUGGUUGAUAUCUUGGAUUUUCCUUGCAGCAUUUGGCCGGGGAUUAUGAAUAUUGUUGGCCAUAAGCAGCCAAUUGUUGUUGUCGGCAACAAGGUGGAUUUGCUGCCACCAGACAGCCGUGGCUAUCUGCAUCGGAUCCAUAAGCACCUGGCUGACAGUCUUGCUCACAGUGGCAUACCAGCUUCAAAUAUCAAGCAUGUUGCUUUACUUAGUGCCAAAACAGGAUAUGGAGUGGAAGAAUUAAUCACUAAGUUACAUAAUUUGUGGGCAUACAAAGGUGAUGUGUAUAUACUUGGUUGCACCAAUGUGGGGAAAUCAACCCUGUUCAAUGCCCUUCUGCAGUCAGACUACUGCAAAGUUAAGGCGGUCGAUCUGAUACAAAGAGCCACUACAUCUGUCUGGCCAGGCACAACAUUGAACCUCCUCAAGUUUCCUAUUUUACGACCGUCCGGCUGGCGCUUAGCAGAGCGGACUAAACGUAUCACUUCCCAGAGGAAGCAGGUUGAGGCUCAACGCAAGCUGCAUUACACCCAGAUGAAAGAUGAUACAUCUCGAAAUCAUCCGGCUCUCAUUGGACACAUUGGAAGGACCUUCCAGGCAGAGAGGCCUGAUUCAGGCCUGGAUCAGUUUUCCAUGAAAACUUACACAGAAGGGUCCAGACCCUUGUCUGGUUUGGAUCCUUCAGAUGAAGAUUAUGCACAAAGUAAAUGGUGCUAUGAUACCCCAGGAGUUGUACAUCCUGACCAGGUAAUCCAUUUACUGACAACAGAGGAAUUGAUGAAAACGCUACCCAAGAAAUUGCUUCUUCCGAGGACCUUUAGUGUGCAGCCAAAUAUGGCACUAUUCAUUGCUGGUCUAGGACGCCUCGACUAUGUUGAAGGGAUUGGCCAUGUCAGAAUGACAGUGUUUUCAUCUGGGAGCCUGCCCAUCACAAUCUGUAGGAUCGACGAUGCAGAUUGUCUCUACAAAACAUUGCUGGGGAGUAGGUUUCUUGGUGUUCCGCUUGGUGGGCCAGCCCGUCUGGCACAGUGGCCUAUGCUAAAGUCUCAUUCAGAGAUCCUUGAACUCCAUGGCAUUGGGUGGAAGGAGAGCUGUGGGGACAUCUUGCUGUCCUCUGCAGGUUGGGUCGCUGUAACAUCUGGUGAGGGUAAAACAUGCAGAUUUCAAGCAUGGACACCAGGUGGCAGGGGAGUGUAUCUUAGAUGCCCUGCACUGUUACCCUUUGCCGUAACUUUGUGCGGACCAAAAGUCCGACGAAGUCCAGCACACAGGAAAGGGAAAGGAAUAUUUUUGAAACAGAUAUGAAGUUUUAUUCAUAAAUGUUAUGAAAUCAUAAUUCCCACAUGAUAAUACAUGCUACAGAUAUCUCUUCAUAAAACACUUUAAUACUUUAAAAAAAUGUAAGUACAGCACCUGAAUAUUGAGAUUUGUGUAUUUAUGAAACAAAACAAAGCGUCAUAAUGAACUUUUAAAUUGUCACCAUCUCUGAGAAUUUUCUCACUCAGCUGGGAAACUUUUUGCAGUUUUCCCAAGUUUUGCAAGUCAGAAUGGAGGGUAGUACAUGGAUCAUACACAUUUAUUCUCCAGUAACACUUUAUAAUGAUCCUACAGUUUCUCUUUAGAUAUCACUUAUAUGCUGUUAACUGAGAAAUGUAAUAAACCCCUUCCAUUGAUCUUUA
This is a messenger RNA of Zootermopsis nevadensis, 3059 nucleotides long. RefSeq names its product nitric oxide-associated protein 1. Gene Ontology annotation, molecular function: GTP binding. NCBI's taxonomy places the organism in Eukaryota, Metazoa, Arthropoda, Insecta, Blattodea, Termopsidae. The record is from RefSeq and is a predicted model, not a curated record.